AUGACAAAGAAGAGCUUGGGCUGGGCUGGGGAGGAGCUGGUUCACGAGGACAGAGAAGAGCUUGGACCGGGCCCAUACCUUCUUCCAUAUGUUUGGAUCAACACCACCUGCCUGCCCCAGUUUGGCUACAAGCAUGUGCUGUCUCUGACUGAGGAGGUGGGCCGCUUCACUGAGGAGGUGAAGAAACAAAUUGUGUCCAGGAACAGAGAUGCCCCCGAGGGAGGCUUCGACGCCAUUAUACAGGCUGCCGUGUGUAAUGAGAAGAUCGGUUGGCGUCAGGGUGCCUCUCACCUCCUGAUCUUCACCACCGAUGCCAAGACCCACGUGGCGCUUGAUGGGCGCCUGGCGGGUAUCGUGCAGCCCAAUGACGGGAAGUGCCACCUCAACUCAGAGAACAUGUACAGCAUGUCUACUAUCAUGGACUACCCGUCACUGGCUCUGAUCACAGAGAAGAUGUCAGAGAACAACAUCAACCUCAUCUUUGCCGUCACCAGUCCUGUGGUGCCCCUCUACCAGAACUACAGUGAGCUAAUUCCUGGGACCACUGUGGGCACCCUGUCCAAUGACUCAGGCAAUGUCAUCCAGCUCAUAUUAAAUGCCUAUGUGGUCCCAGGAAUGUAUUUAAACGAUACCAAAUGUGUUUUUCGGAGGCAUUUCAACAUUAACUACCAACAAGUUCAUUCGAAAUCCAUAAAUAUAACUUAG
Messenger RNA from Oncorhynchus gorbuscha (pink salmon), 705 nucleotides. RefSeq names its product integrin beta-3-like. Gene Ontology annotation, biological process: cell-matrix adhesion; cell migration; cell adhesion mediated by integrin. Gene Ontology annotation, cellular component: integrin complex; cell surface; focal adhesion. The record is from RefSeq and is a predicted model, not a curated record. Gene Ontology annotation, molecular function: fibronectin binding; fibrinogen binding; integrin binding. The coding region runs from base 1 to 705 and encodes 234 amino acids. The transcript is spliced from 2 exons. NCBI's taxonomy places the organism in Eukaryota, Metazoa, Chordata, Actinopteri, Salmoniformes, Salmonidae.